CUCCUGCGUCUGCGCCUCGGACGCCAUCGCGGUAGCCGGCCGCUUUACGCGUGCGCAGCGCGGCUUAGCCCCGACGGGAACUAGAAAAUGGCGGCGUCCGUGGUCAGCCGGGUUGCUAGCGCCGGGGCUCAAGUGCUCCUACGCACUCGCCGUUCGCCGGCCCUGCUGACGGCUCCUGCUUUGCGGAGUACCGCAACCUUCGCCCAGGCCCUCCAGUACGUACCGGAAACUCAGGUUAGCGUUCUGGACAAUGGGCUGCGUGUGGCCUCGGAACAGUCAUCCCAUCCUACCUGCACAGUAGGCUUGUGGAUUGAUGUUGGCAGCCGUUAUGAAACUGAGAAGAACAAUGGGGCUGGCUACUUUGUGGAGCAUCUGGCUUUCAAGGGAACAAAGAAUCGGCCUGGGAAUGCCUUGGAGAAGGAGGUAGAAAGCAUAGGGGCCCAUCUUAAUGCUUAUAGCACCCGGGAGCACACUGCCUACUACAUCAAGGCACUGUCCAAGGAUCUACCAAAAGUUGUGGAACUCCUGGCUGACAUUGUACAGAACUGUAGCCUGGAAGACUCACAGAUUGAGAAGGAACGUGAUGUGAUCCUGAGGGAGAUGCAGGAGAAUGAUGCAUCCAUGCGGGACGUGGUCUUUGAUUACCUGCAUGCCACAGCUUUCCAAGGCACACCGCUAGCCCACACUGUGGAAGGGCCCAGCGAAAAUGUCAGGAAACUGUCUCGUGCAGACUUGACUGAGUACCUCAGCAGGCAUUACAAGGCACCUCGAAUAGUGCUGGCAGCAGCUGGAGGGGUAGAGCAUCAGCAGCUGUUAGACCUUGCCCAGAAGCACCUGAGCAAUGUCUCUGUGACGUACGCAGAGGAUGCCGUGCCUGCUCUUAUUCCGUGCCGCUUCACUGGCAGCGAGAUCCGUCACCGUGACGACGCCCUACCAUUGGCCCAUGUGGCCAUUGCGGUAGAAGGACCUGGCUGGGCCAACCCAGACAAUGUGGCCCUCCAAGUGGCCAAUGCCAUCAUCGGCCACUAUGACUGCACUUAUGGCGGUGGCGUGCACAUGUCCAGCCCACUGGCUUCAGUUGCUGCUGCCAGGAAGCUGUGCCAGAGUUUCCAGACCUUCAACAUCUGCUAUACAGAGACUGGAUUGCUGGGUGCACACUUUGUCUGUGACCGAAUGAAUAUUGAUGACAUGAUGUUCUUCCUGCAAGGCCAGUGGAUGCGCCUGUGCACCAGUGCCACGGAGAGUGAGGUGGUGCGGGGCAAAAACAUCCUCAGAAAUGCUCUGAUAUCUCAUCUGGAUGGCACUACUCCUGUGUGUGAGGACAUUGGAAGGAGCCUCCUGACCUAUGGACGCCGUAUCCCCCUGGCCGAGUGGGAAAGCCGGAUUGCAGAGGUGGAUGCCAGUGUGGUGCGUGAAGUCUGUUCCAAAUACUUCUAUGACCAGUGUCCAGCAGUGGCUGGAUUUGGCCCCAUCGAGCAGCUCCCAGACUACAACCGGAUCCGUAGCGGCAUGUUCUGGCUGCGCUUCUAGGCAGGACGCCUGUGCAGGCGAGAAGGCGUGGCUGGGGCUCAUGAUUUCCGCACCACAAACAUACCACUCUGGCUCCUCAAACUUGUGCUGCAGGUUACCACCAAUAAAGUCCUCUGUUGAGAA
Nycticebus coucang (slow loris) is the source of this 1653-nucleotide messenger RNA. Its product is annotated as cytochrome b-c1 complex subunit 1, mitochondrial. The record is from RefSeq and is a predicted model, not a curated record. Gene Ontology annotation, molecular function: metal ion binding. Gene Ontology annotation, cellular component: mitochondrion. The coding region runs from base 88 to 1530 and encodes 480 amino acids. NCBI's taxonomy places the organism in Eukaryota, Metazoa, Chordata, Mammalia, Primates, Lorisidae. The transcript is spliced from 13 exons.